Messenger RNA from Annulohypoxylon truncatum, 1691 nucleotides. Its product is annotated as putative MFS monocarboxylate transporter. Gene Ontology annotation, cellular component: fungal-type vacuole membrane. The record is from RefSeq and is a predicted model, not a curated record. NCBI's taxonomy places the organism in Eukaryota, Fungi, Ascomycota, Sordariomycetes, Xylariales, Hypoxylaceae. The coding region runs from base 432 to 1691 and encodes 419 amino acids. Gene Ontology annotation, molecular function: transmembrane transporter activity. Gene Ontology annotation, biological process: transmembrane transport. The transcript has 4 exons.
GCCUAUCUAGGUAUAUUUCCUUGUAGCAAGACUAGGCGCUCUUCUUACUCUCUUCGGUACCGUUGUCCCUCUUCAAGGCCAUUGCCUUCCGAACUUCCCAUUCCCAGGCGGUCAAGUCACUAUUCUCGCCCUCACCAAUCAAUCUUUUCAUGCUUGCAUCGCGUUCUGGCCUUACCAAGAUGGCUAAACUGUACCUAUCAACGAAACGCUGCAACCCAGGUGCAUGGUUGAUACGAUGCACAUUACUACGUAGUAGUCCACCUGUCCAUUGAACCAUCGCAUCGCCUAGAUUGACAAUUAAGCAACCCGGUCGCGGGUGUACCCAAAGCCAGGCAGUCUCGUCCGCCGCGUCUCUUCCCGGGGAGAGAAUCUGCAGCCCGCCUAGUACAUUGGCGAGUAAGGUGACGGUGCCAAAGUCUGUAUGGUGGAUCAUGCUUGUGCGGAGAUCUCCAAGAUCUAAACUCGCGAAUGCUUUGAUAAACCCCCCAGCUUCACGACUUACUAUUCGGCAAUGGCUUCAGAUAUUGAGUACAUUUAUAAUUUUUUUCAAUACUUGGGGACUCCUUCUUACCUGCGGUGUCUUUCAAACGUAUUACGAGCAAUCCCUUCUCCAAGGCCAGCCUAGCUCAACCAUAUCUUGGAUCUCGACAACCUGUGCCUUCAUUACCCUGUCUGGGGGAAUCAUCACAGGUCCGCUCUACGAUUAUGGACUGUAUCGGUUGCUGGUGUUGUCUGGUAGUCUCUUGCAGGUCUUCGGCCUUAUGAUGCUAAGCCUCUCCACCAAAUACUAUCAGCUUUUCUUGUCCCAGGCCAUUUGCGUUGGCCUUGGCGCUGGUAUUGCGUUCACGCCGAGCGUAGCAGCAGCAUCAGCAUGCUUACCAAAUCUUGCCUCAAGAGCUAGGGCCAUGGGCCUCAUGGCAUGUGGCAGCAGCAUUGGCGGCAUUAUUUACCCUAUCAUGUUCCGCUACCUUGUACCCCAGAUAGGAUUCGCCUGGACUAUUCGAACCAUCGGUUUUGUUAUGCUAGCACUAUAUUUGAUCUCGUAUCUCAUCCUAGUCGGCCACCAGCAAAAGCCGACUACAGUCCGGCGCUUGUUUGAUGUGUCCGCGUUCACCGACUUGCCUUACAUGAUGCUUUGCGUGGCAUCGUUGCUUAGUGCUACGGCGUAUUACAUUCCGCUGCUAUACUUGCCGUUAUUAACCGAGAUCAGGAUCCCUUCCAUCAGUUCGAACUUAGCCCUUAACCUUCUUGCUAUAGUGAAUGGGGCAUCUGCAGUUGGUCGAAUUAUAGCAGGUAUAGCUGGUGCAGUCUUCGGGCCCACCGAAACCAUCGCCGUCUCACUUGUCCUUGGCUCUAUCUUGCUACUCUGCUGGAUCGCGGUCGAUACAAUCGCGGGAACUAUCGUCUGGUCCAUUUUCUGGGGUAUGGUAUCCGGGUUUCUAGUAGCACUACCGGGCGCGUUCCUACCUCUUUUCUGCCCUUCUUUGGCUGUGAUCGGUGCUCGGUCGGGUAUGUAUUGGAUUUGGGUUGGCUUAGGAAUGUUGAUUGGCAGCCCGAUCGCAGGGGGAAUUUAUGACCUAAGGUCUGGCUCGAGGGAUUGGUGGCGCCUGCAAGUUUUUGCUGGAGUCUUCAUGAUGGGGGCUGCAAUAUUGACGAUAUAUCCAAUCAUUCACUUACGUAGGAAAGCAUAA